Sardina pilchardus (European sardine) is the source of this 1420-nucleotide messenger RNA. Its product is annotated as protein phosphatase 1 regulatory subunit 27-like. The coding region runs from base 209 to 721 and encodes 170 amino acids. NCBI's taxonomy places the organism in Eukaryota, Metazoa, Chordata, Actinopteri, Clupeiformes, Clupeidae. The record is from RefSeq and is a predicted model, not a curated record. The transcript has 3 exons. Gene Ontology annotation, molecular function: phosphatase binding.
UGCCUAGCCAGACAGACUCUAAAAGACAAGACCGGGAGACAUCCUCAGAAGAGACCAGACGAGAGCAGAAGACCAUAGAGAACCCGGAGAUAAAAUCUGACACAGCAGCAGCAGCUUCAACAGAAAAGACCCGGAAACACUGAGGUCUACAGCACUACCCCUGAACCUUCUUGCGUCUCUGACUUUUUCCUCACCGUAUUUUGUGAAGAUGAAGUUUGUGAAGAUGUACCUGCGGUGUCCCAGGAACAUGGCCUACAUGGACUGCGUGGCCAAGGACUGCGUGGCCAUGCCGUGCUCCAAGGCUGUCACCUCCCUCAAGCCCAUCCGCAAUGUCCACUUCCCCAAAGACAUCCUUUUCCAGGACUAUGUGCGUACAGGAGAGCUGGAGCGCAUCGGCCACUUCAUGCAAGCCAGUAAAGUGAGCCUGGACACCAUCUACCACUCAGGCAUGGCAGCCAUUCAUGAGGCCGUGCUGUCUGGGAACCUAGAGUGUGUCAAGCUCCUGCUGAAAUACGGGGCGGACAUUCACCAGCGGGACGAGCAAGGCUGGACCCCUCUACACAUGGCCUGCAGUGACAGCUUCCCAGAGAUUGCCAGAUACUUGUUGUCUCUGGGUGCCGACGUGGACGCCGAGAACGAGGACGGGGACAAGCCGGUGGACCUCAUCGACCCCGAGUGCAAGGAGCUGCUGGAGAUCUUCGGGGUGGGCAGCGGCGACUGAGCUCCCGAAAAGAGUCGUGGAGCUCGACGGCAUCCGUGCCGUCUCCUCCUCCUCCGUGUCCUACUCUUCUUUGUUGCCAGGGUGACCGAAUGCUUCGUUCCGCGCAUCCACGAGAGUGGAACGCCAGGCGCACCUUUGGCAGGGGAUAGUUAGGCAGAAGGGCGCCAUCUUGUUUUGGUUGCUUAUUGAUGGGACUGUGGCAUGUUCAUGCUGCAAGGGGCUCUUACAGUGUGCACUUUUCUUUGGCUCAGAAGGAAGAAAGUGUUGAAGCCCUUGCUUGUAAAAACACCUUUUUUAUUACUGUACAUAUAGUGCUUUUGGAAAAAAGGCGCUUCUGUUGUGUUUCUUUUAGUCUUGUUCACACGCAACUUGUGUAAAUACUUAAUACACUAUGGGCCAAUCCCAAUGUCAGACCUAAAGACUAGGACUAAGGACUCACAGACUUAAUUGAUUUCAGGUGCUAAGUGAGUGAGUGAGUGUGUGAGGCCACAUGAGCUCAGAUAGGUAUUUUGGGAUUGGGACAGCAAUUCACGAGAUCACAUGUACCUUGGCGAUGUUUACUAACAAAGACGUUGCUAACAUUUGCACCAUGCACGUGUGUGCGUGCUGUUGUUUACCUUCAUUUCCUGAUUUUUCUAUGAUCUCCGCGCCCGCGGUAAAUGUCACAACACUUUGAACUUUGGGUAAUUCCCUUAGAUG